This is a messenger RNA of Penicillium atrosanguineum, 2751 nucleotides long. RefSeq names its product CeGAL family transcription factor. Bases 1 to 2751 code for a protein of 916 amino acids. Gene Ontology annotation, biological process: regulation of DNA-templated transcription; DNA-templated transcription. NCBI's taxonomy places the organism in Eukaryota, Fungi, Ascomycota, Eurotiomycetes, Eurotiales, Aspergillaceae. The record is from RefSeq and is a predicted model, not a curated record. Gene Ontology annotation, molecular function: zinc ion binding; DNA-binding transcription factor activity, RNA polymerase II-specific; DNA binding. The transcript is spliced from 5 exons.
AUGAGCAAUAUUCAAUUCCUAUCAUGGGCCGAGCAAGAGACUCUAUUCAACUUAUCUUGUGCUGAUGCGGAAACCUGCAGUCAAUUAUCAAGCGUGGACAAUCCACUUCCUUCUCUACAAAGGUCCGAGUCCGAGCUCGGCACAAAGAAAAUGGCCAUUCCGCGCCUUGCCGAAGGUACGGAAUCGGCAUUCACCUCACCUGGUAGAUUCCACCGUCGGCAUGUUCGUCGAGCAUGCGAGUCCUGUCGACAGAGAAAGACCAAAUGCACCGGUGAUAAGUCUGGCUGUCGCAAUUGUCGAGAGGCCGGCAUCAUCUGCUGCUACACUGACGGAAAAAGAGAGAAGUCGAAACGUCAACUAGCGAGCCUAUCAUCAAAGGUGCAGGCGUAUGAAGAUGUCAUCAAAAAGCUGAGCAGCCGAUUUGGCGUAUCGGAUGAACAGCUCGUGAACAUCGCUCUAGCAGUGGAUUCGGCUUCUGAGCUAACUCUCAAUCCCGAUUCUGGUUCCGCUUUGACAGGAGAACGCCAGACCGCUCGUGGCUCUGGAUCGGAAAAACCACCGGAUCAGCCUACAGUCGGCGAUCCUCUCGAGUUCAUCGACCACACAGAGGAGGACUUCAACAAAGACGAGACCACUCGAGCCACCGGAUUCAUUGGAAGAAGCUCCGAGAUUGCAUGGCUUCAGAAGCUUAGCAAAGAAGUCAACAGCGAGUGUGACGGAUGGCCUUCCACUAUCUCCACCAAGGAUGAUGAGAAUGGUCUGCCAUCACCCACUUUGACUCCUCGGCCCGACGAUCCAAGUGAAUUAGGGGUAGCAUCUACCAACUACUAUCUCGAUGACUCGGAUGUAUCAAUCACGGAGCAAGUUGACACCUAUGAAGUACCACCAAGGGAAACAGCAACCAAAUUGCUUAACACAUAUCUGACCUCGGUGCAUCCGUCAUUCCCGAUUAUUGGAAUUCUCACAUUCGUCUCGCAGUUUCAGGUGUUCUUCGGCCAGCCAUCUUUGAAGCCUGGAAAUAAGUGGCUGGCCAUCCUCAACUUGAUCUUUGCAAUUGCGGCCAAGCAUGGCCAGUUGACGGAGAUGGAUUGGGGGGAUGAAGAAGAAGAGGGAGAAGAUGGCCACCAGUUGUAUUUUGCGCGAGCGAGGAUUCUCAGCAUGGAGGAUCAGCUCUUGCAGCAUCCUGAUUUGCAGCAAUUGCAAGUUGAAGGUCUUGCCUGUUUCUACAUGAUUGCAUCUGGUCAUAUAAACCGAGCCUGGAAGCUGUGUGGGAGUGCUGUCCGUGGAGCAUUGGCUCUUGGCCUACACCUGCGCAACUUGGGAUCCUGUACUUCGGACAAUUCCAAGGAAAUACGAUAUCGCGUCUGGUGGUCAUUGUACACGGUUGAACAUCUCCUCACUGUCAUCACUGGACGUCCAUCCUGCAUCAUAGACAGCUCGUGCACCACGCCUUUGCCUGUCCCAUUCGAUGAAAGCGAUUUUCAAAAGGAAGAAGUGGCACAUAUGAUCAGUGCUGCUGGGCGAGCCGCGUCUGAUAGUCUGGAUCGAGUGCCAUUCAACAACAGUGCAGCCAAUCUGGACUCGAACACGGACGAUGACACCUGCGACAGUCCUGUAGAGUGCGAGACAAAGAUGACCAGAGCCGAAUAUCUGAAGAGUCUUCCGCCAUGCAUGUCACUAUAUUUCUUGCAGCUAACCUCCUUGACAACCGUCGCCAAGCGCACGACAAGCAAGCUAUACAGUCCGGAGGCACUACAGUCUCCCUGGGCGAGUACGGAGUUUACGAUCCAAAGCUUGAUGCUGGAUAUUGACACUUGGUUCAUGAAUCUACCCUCCGCCUAUGACUUUACCUCGACGCAGACGCAAUGUCCUUUGGGUCAGCGGAUGGGACUCGCUUUCCUGUUCUAUAGUACCAAGAUCGGCAUUACUAGACCUUGCUUGCGCCGACUGGAGGCUUCAUCACAAGAGGGUGAAAGGGCACAUGAGUUCUGCAGCAAGACUGCAGCAGAGUGUGUCGAGUCAGCCUGUCAUAUGCUGACUCUAUUCCCGGAUACUCCAGACGCAGCUCUCCUCCACCGAAUCACACCCUGGUGGUGUACCCUCCACUACCUCAUGCAAGCUUCUACCGUUCUUCUCCUAGAGCUCUCGUUCCGAGCACAGCAUGUCCCAGAGAAAGCAAGAAUGAUCUCCAAAGCCGCCAAGAAAGCUAUUGAUUGGCUCUCGACACUAUCAAAGAUGAAUAAUGCUUCUAAGAAAGCCUGGAAGCUCUGCGAUGGAUUCCUUCGUCGUCUUCCCCCAGACCUUGGGACCGACGUUAACGAGGUCGCCGAGCAAGAAUCCUCCGCGGGCUCUCUGCUAGACGAGCCUGAGAUGGCCGAGUCCGAUAUUACCGGACCUGAAAUUUCCAAGCUAAACGUAAUGUCCAAUGACCAAGCCGUGGACGACUUCGGCUUCGGAGCCUCGGAGAUCCUACCCAUAAACGCAGCCGAGAUGGAUACCAUCACGGCAGAGAUGGACUCAAUUGUCUGCUCACCGAUGGAGCAGUCAGGAACUUCCCCUCUCGGCAUUCCAGUGCCCUGCAGCUUUGACCCUCCAGAUAUGCUGGACCCCUUCAUAAAACAAGAGAAGCCAUCUUACGAUGAUUACUUCCCCUACGACCCGGCCACAGGCCAGAUCACAGGGUCCUUCUUCCCACCCGGACCCAACAUCGAUCUCGACCUGGGCUAUUUCUACGGCGACGCCGUGUGUUAA